CUUUCUAAUGUCAACAUAAUUUUAAAUCAAUGUUACAGAUUGAAGCAAACAUCUUUGAGCCUCAAGACAUCGGUGAACUUGAAGUUGAAGGGACAUUCCUCAACAACGAACUGCUACCAGUUGUGAAAAAGUCUUUUUCAGGAAAAAAGGGCCAUGUAUCAUUCAGUCCUACUAUUGAACAACAACGAACCUGUGACAAUUGUACAACUACGCUGCUACAAGGUAAUUUUGUCAUCAAGUAUGAUGUGAACAGAGAUUCUCCUAAUAAUUUACAGGUAGUAAAUGGAUACUUUGCACACUUUUUUGCACCAAAAAUCCUUGAACGUUUACCUAAGAAUGUUGCCUUUAUAAUAGAUGUCAGUGGUUCCAUGUUUGGACAGAAAAUUCAGCAAGCAAGGGAAGCCUUGACAAAAAUAGUGGAAGACUUAAAAGAAGAAGAUCACUUCAAUAUCAUCCUGUUUGGAAGUUCAGUUUCAACAUGGAAAAAUGACUUAAUUCAAGCUACUCCAGAGAAUGUGAAUCAAUCAAAAGAAUUUAUUAGCCACAUACAAGAUUCAGGAUUAACAGAUCUUAAUGGUGGUUUACUGACUGGCAUUGACAUGCUGAAUAAAGCUCAUGAAACAAAAUCUGUACCUGAAAGAAGUGCCUCUUUAGUUAUCAUGUUAACUGAUGGGGAUCCUACUGCUGUAUUCAGAGGAACAGGUUUUUCUGAGUUGCAGCACACUUCAUCAGUGACUUAUACUGAACAAGCUGAGGUUGAGGAAACAACCAAAGCUUUCGAAGAGCAACAAUACAUAUUUGGAGAAUAUAUUGAGAGAUUCUGGGCUUAUCUCACCAUUCAACAACUUUUAGAAGCAUGUGCUAUAGCGCAGGGAGAUGAAAAGGAAAAUAUUACUGCUAAAGCCCUGGAGUUAUCUCUGAAAUAUAAAUUUGUGACUCCAUUAACAUCCAUGGUUGUCACAAAGCCAGAAGGCAAUGAAGAAAAGGAAGCAAUUGCUGACAAACUGAUAGAAGGUACAGAUAUCGUCAUAAGGACAUUAGUCUAG
Pantherophis guttatus is the source of this 1046-nucleotide messenger RNA. The record is from RefSeq and is a predicted model, not a curated record. Lineage: Eukaryota; Metazoa; Chordata; Lepidosauria; Squamata; Colubridae.